Molecule: messenger RNA, 2143 nt
Organism: Acanthochromis polyacanthus (spiny chromis)
Lineage: Eukaryota; Metazoa; Chordata; Actinopteri; Pomacentridae
Gene: cfap97
Product: cilia and flagella associated protein 97
Exons: 5
Coding region: 175-1650 (491 amino acids)
Biological process (GO): spermatogenesis
Source: RefSeq, a predicted model, not a curated record
CGCUGUCGGUAUCCAGCUGCUAACGAAGAUUCCGUAACUUCAGUGCAGGUUUGCGUUUCAUUUAUUCGCCUUCUUAAACGAAGACAUCUCGUCAAAGGGAGUAAAUGUUACUUUAACGUGAACAACCGUUUAUUUUGCCUCCUGUCGUCGGGUUCUGUGUCGUUGAAGACGGCCAUGUUCAACCCCAGUGAACUAGAAGGUGAAGUUGACCAUUCAUUUUUCGAUAGUGACUGUGCUGAUAGCAGUGGAGAUGGAUGGAAAAAGACAGAGAAAGAUUUCAAGGCUGAAAAGGAGAGGCGUGCUGCACAUGAGACAUUGAAUGCAAAACAUGCUGAACAUGCACAAGGGUAUCACUCCCUGAGGACUGAAAGGACAAGAAAACAUCUGAAACAGGUGGAGAAUAACAACAGCAGAAGAGUAGAAAGGAAAGAAAGAUGCAGGACAUCCAGUGUAUCAUCUGUCUCUGGUAUAUCAGAUAAAGUCAUAAAUGAUAGCAGUGAAAGUGAGGAUGACUCUAAUUUGCCCUCUAAAAGAGCCAGUGGAACAUUUAUGGGUUUGUUGGCUGACUCCAGAGAUGUCGAUGAUACGGAUGCCUAUAACCAGAGCCCAAAUGAGAGUGAAGAAGAAGCAUUAGCAUUCAAGGCUAGCACUAAAAGGAGAUAUAAACAAUCUCCAAAAAAACUGCAAAGAAAUCGGUGUAGCCCAAGUCCAUCUCCUACUUCAAGUGAGACCAGUGCAGAUGCAGACCCAGAGAGCUCCUGUAGCAGCAGCAGCCGCAGGAGCAGCAGCAGUUUAGAGUCCCCCACUCCCUCCAAACACAACCAGUCUUCUUUAUGUCCUGGCGUGAGAAGGCAGUCAUCAGGAUCUCGGGAUGUGCCUGAUAUUCACACAGAAGAGUCUGAUGAUAGAAUGACAGAUGUGAGCCCGCUGUCCUCUAAUGACACCAGCCCUCUGCAGUCGUUGGACCUGAACCACAGAGAAGUUGAAAAGGGAAGCCAAAAACAGGAGCAGCAGCAGCAGCAGGAGAGUGUGCCCUCCAGUGGCCUUAGCAACAGGCAUCAAGAUGAGGAUUCAGAUCCGGAUGUGGAUGACUGCUCUCUCCGUCUAGAGAGUCAGCUUGAAAGUAGCCUGGUCCUUCGCUGUCCUGGAGGAAGAAACAGAAAGAACUACUCGUUUACUAAUGAUGAAGUGCGGCGCAUAGAUCGGGAGAAUCGGCGACUUCUUCGGGAGCUGUCGCGCCUUUCUCCAGGGCCCAGACCUGGAAGCGUCGUCGGGAAGAAAACCCACGUGGGAGUUAAGUCGCCUCUAAUUCGCCCGUCUCACAGUGCACUGAACAGACAGCGGGAACAGCAACGCAUUGAGAGGGAGAACCUGGCUUUCUUGAAGAGACUAGAGUCUGUCAAACCUACACCCGGCUUAAAGCGCUCAGAACAAAUGGCAGACUAUCAGCGCCAUGUCGGAUACCUGGGAGCUCCUUCAUAUUCCAUCUGCAGGUCAACCACAAAAAAAGACAGAUCUAGCAGCAGGACAGCCUCAGCAACAGGUGCCAGGCCAGCCAGCUCCAGAGCAGCUUCCGCCACCACCGACUCCAGCAGCACACCUUUACCCAGGUCAAAAAAAGUGAAUGGAGCCCGACCGGCCUGGUGCUGAGAACCUGCUGUUUGACAUCUGAUCUACAAAGAAGCACGACUGGUUUCAUUCAGUGAUGUUUGUUGUUGUUCUUUCGUCACAGAAGGUCGACUUUGAAAGGUACAAAGCCAUGUUUUUCCAUGUAUAGGUUCAUCACAUUGACUGAAUUAACUCUCCAAUGAUUGUGUUGUCCUGCUUAUUUGUUAUGAAGAAGAUGAAAUUUUCUCUGCAAUGGGAUGCUGAAAUAUAGCGAUUUAUGCUCUGAUCUUUAAGCUAUAAUAAUUUGCUUCAGUUGUGGUAGCGCUUGACAAUACUUGCAUUUUUGCAGGAUAUAUUGCUUGUACUUCAGCAGCUAUGUUGAAAUGAUGAUAUCUAAUUGAUUCUGUUUUUUUGGGUGAGUGAAAUUUCCAUUAAAUGGCAAAUUCUUUUGUUCAGCCCUUUUUUGUUACAUUUUUAUGAUUUGUGAUGCAGUAAGUAUGGUUUUUACACAAUUAAAGUGAUGUUUAAAAGCUUA